Molecule: messenger RNA, 921 nt
Organism: Triticum turgidum subsp. durum (durum wheat)
Lineage: Eukaryota; Viridiplantae; Streptophyta; Magnoliopsida; Poales; Poaceae
Source: the annotation of a GenBank genome assembly
AUGGCUGGCUUAGGCGACGCCGCCAAGGAAUACAUCGCUGGAUCUGCUGCAGGCGUCGCCCAGGUAGUCGUCGGCCACCCUUUCGACACCGUGAAGGUCAAAUUGCAAGCUCACAACACCAGGGCUCACGGAAAGGUCUACAAGAAUGCAUUCCACUGCACUAGUAGGAUACUGGUUGAGGAAGGAAUAAGAGGGUUGUAUAAAGGCGCAUCAUCUUCAUUUAUUGGUAUAGCACUUGAAAGCUCCCUUUUUUUUGGCACAUAUGCACAAGCCAAACAAUUACUACAGGGAAAAUCUGAGGAUUGUAAGCCGCGGCUGCAGGUAAUUAUUCCUGCUGCUGCCUGCAGUGGAGCCCUGAUCAGCUGCAUCCUUGCUCCGACUGAGCUGACCAAGUGCAGAAUGCAAGUUCAAGGGAAGGAUGUGAUGUAUGCGACACGGUACUCCAGCCCUCUAGAUUGCGCUGUGAAAACACUGCAGCGUGAAGGGGUUAGGGGUAUAUUUCGUGGUGGUUUAGCAACACUGUACAGAGAGGCAAUUGGCAAUGCUGUCUUCUUCUGCACUUAUGAGUACAGCCGAUAUUGGAUGCACAACUAUAUAGAUUCUCGGCAAUUUUCUAGCAACAGUGGCUUGGUUGUGGCAAAAGAUAUCGGGAUAGGAAUCAUGAGUGGUGGCCUCAGUGGGAUGGCUUUCUGGACAGCUACCCUGCCAAUGGAUGUUGCCAAAACGAUUAUUCAGACAGAUCAUAACCCUCAGUCGAGCCGAAAUCCAUUUCGGGUUUUAAACAUGGUCUAUAGGAGAGCUGGUCUGGCUGGAUGUUAUGCUGGUCUUGGGCCAACACUGGCAAGAGCAUUCCCUGCCAAUGCGGCAGCGAUUGUUGCCUGGGAGUACAGUGCUAAGAUUCUUGGUAUAAGGCGUGACUAA